AGGACAUUUGUCACAUUUUUCAUGGGUGCAACCCACAUACUCAGCUCUGCUGCUCAUCCCACAAAUGCAUGUUCCUCACAAAUGGGGCACCAUUUGAAAGAUGCAACGUCUGCUGUGGACCCGUUCUCCUCCAGGUCCCAGAUUCCUGAGAGAAUAACAGGUGUAAGUCCCAUCCACAAUGGCCAGGUUUGCAGUACUUGGGGCAAAUUCCACUACAAGACCUUUGAUGGAGAUGUUUUCCAGUUGCACUCCACCUGCAACUACGUCCUGACCUCUUCAUGCAGGAGCUAUUACAACGACUUCAACAUCCAGAUAAGAAGGGGGGAAGAUGGCGACCACCACACCAUCAAAAACAUCAUCAUGAAGCUGGAGGGCUCGGUAGUGGAGCUCUCUGUGGGCUCAGUGGUCGUUAAUGGCAAAUCAGUUAUCUUACCCUAUAGUCAAACAGGUGUACUCAUUGAGAGAAGUCCCACUUACAUCAAAAUCAAAGCAAAACUGGGAUUAUUUGCCAUCUGGAAUGAGGAAGACUCUUUUCUGGUGGAAUUAGACCCAAAGUACAAGAACCAAACGUGUGGUCUUUGUGGAGACUUUAAUGGAGUCUACAAUGAGUUCUUCAGCCAUGGCGUGAAAAUAUCCCCAGUGGAUUUUUCUAACUUCUGGAAAAUGAAUGGUCCAACUGAAAGCUGCUCUGACUACACACUGGAAUCAACACAAAGCUGCAACUACAUGAGACCUCUGUGUGAGCAGAUCCUCACUGGGCCGGCGUUCAGCAGCUGUCACAGUUUGCUGGACGUGGCCUCCUUUACCUCUGCCUGUGUAGCUGACCUCUGCCACUGUGAUGCUGGUGGCAGUGAGCAGCUGGACCCCGCCUGUCUGUGCAACACUGUGUCCGAGUUAUCCAGGCAGUGCAGCCAUGCUGGUGGACAACCCCAAAACUGGAGAACCAAAGAGCUCUGCUGGAAGUCAUGUCCGGACAAAAUGGUGUACAAGGAGUGUGGUAGUCCCUGUGCUGAUACCUGCUCCAACCCGGAGGCCAGCCACACCUGCGACAACCACUGUCUCGAUGGAUGCUUCUGCCCUGCAGGCACGGUGCUGGAUGAUCUGAAUGGACGGGGCUGUGUCCCGCCGAAGGAAUGUUCAUGCAGCUACAACAGCCAGACGUACCGACCUGGGGAGUCCUACUCCAGCAACUGCAAAAAAUGUGUGUGUGAGAGUGGACAGUGGAGUUGUACAGAGGAGAACUGUCCAGGAACCUGCUUUCUGGAGGGGGGGGCUCACAUCAACACCUUUGAUGGCAAAGCCUACACCUUCCAUGGGGACUGUUCCUACGUCCUGGCUAAGGACUGCAGUGGAGCCCAGUUUGUGGUGCAGGCGCAGCUGCUGCAGUGUGGAGUGACCGAGAGUGAAACCUGCCUUAAGUCUGUGACCUUGGGUUUGUCUGGAGGGGCUAACGUGAUCACCAUCCAACCCAGUGGCAAAGUGUUUGUGAAUGGCAUCUACGCUCAGUUACCCUUCUCUGCUGCUGGGAUCUCGGCCUUCAGAGCGUCCUCCUUCUACCUGCUGGUGCAGACGUCUGUGGGGGUGCUGCUGGAGGUGCAGCUCCACCCGGUGAUGCAGCUCCACCUCACAGUGACCAGCGACUACCAGGCCAACACUUGUGGUCUGUGUGGCAACUUCAACAGCAACCAGGCGGAUGACUUCCUGAAGCUCAGUGGGGUUCCAGAUGCCACAGCAGCUGGUUUUGUCAACAGUUGGAAGACACAUGCUGGUUGCCGCGAUGUUAAGAGCAGCUUUGAGAACCCUUGCAGUCUUAGUCUGGAAAAUGAGAGAUACGCCCAGCACUGGUGCUCAAUGCUGAGUGAGCCUGAGGGAAUGUUUGCCUCCUGUCACUCAGAGAUCAGCCCUGACUCUUACAAAGAGAACUGCAUGUAUGACAGCUGUAACUCUGAGAACAGUGAGGACUGCAUGUGUGCUGCAGUCUCCGCCUAUGUCCAUGCCUGUGCAGCUGCAGGGAUCCACCUCAGCGGCUGGAGGAACACCAUCUGUGGGAAAUAUGCCAGCUCGUGCCCCAGCAGCAUGGUGUACUCGGACAGCAUCACGACCAGCAGCCACACCUGCCGCUGCCUCGGCUCCACGGACCUCAGCUGCCACGCCUCCUUCCCCCCCAUUGACGGCUGUGUCUGUGCACAGGGAACCUACCUGGAUGACACCGGGAAGUGUGUUCCAUCUACGGCUUGUCCCUGUUAUGACGAAGGCUCAGUGGUGCCUCCUGGACAGGUCGUUAACAAGCAAGGGCUCAUGUGCUCCUGUAAGGACGGUAAACUGGACUGCAUUGGGGAGAUGAUUGUACAGCCAUCAGCCUGUGCUCUUCCUAUGGAGUUUUUCAACUGCUCUGCUGGUCCAGCUGCUAAAGGAACUGAGUGUGAGAAGAGCUGCAACACAUUAGACAUGGCCUGUGUGUCCACUGGGUGCGUGUCCGGGUGUAUAUGUCCAUCUGGGAUGGUGUCCGAUGAUAAAGGAGGCUGCAUCAAGCCAGAUGCCUGCUCCUGUGUUCACAACGGCAUCUCCUACCAGCCUGGAGAGAGCACCAAGGUGGACUGCAACACCUGCACUUGUAAAGACAGGAAGUGGCAGUGCACUACAGAGGCGUGUGAUGGGACCUGCUCUGUCUACGGAGCAGGACACUACAUGACCUUUGAUCAGAAACGCUUCACCUUUGAUGGCAGCUGUGAAUACAUUCUCACUCAGGACUACUGUGGCAGUGCACAGAGUAAUGGAACCUUUAGAGUUAUCUCUGAGAAUCUUCCUUGUGGAACCACAGGAACCACCUGCUCCAAGACAAUCAGGAUCUUCCUGGGGAAUGCAGAAGUGAUUCUAACAGAGGGACGCUACCAGCUGCUUUCAAGUGGAGAUGAACAUUCAGUUCCAUUCCGUUACAGCACUAUGGGCAUCUAUCUAGUAGUUGAAGCCAACAAUGGACUCAUUCUCAUGUGGGACAGAAAGACCAGCUUGUUCAUCCAGCUAAGCUCAAAAUAUAAGGGUCGCGUGUGUGGCCUGUGUGGCAAUUAUGACGGCAAUGCAAAUAAUGACUUCACAACAAGGGGCAAUGCUGUGGUGGUCAACCCACUGGUGUUUGGAAACAGCUGGAAGGAUUUACCCAGUUGCCCUGACGAUCAGAGCAUUAGCAGCCCCUGCACAACCAACCCAUACCGACAGGCCUGGUCGCAGAAACAGUGCAGCCUUAUACAGAGUGAUGUCUUCUCUGCCUGCCACUCCACUGUGGAUCCAACUCCAUACUAUGAUGCAUGUGUGUUUGACUCAUGUGCUUGUGACACGGGUGGAGACUGUGAGUGUUUUUGCACUGCUGUGGCUGCUUAUGCUGAAUCCUGUAAUCAAGCUGGAAUCUGUAUACCAUGGAGAACCCCAAAGAUCUGUCCUCUCUUCUGUGAUUACUACAAUCCCCCUGGAGAAUGUGAAUGGCACUACAAGCCAUGCGGAUCUCCUUGUAUGAAAACCUGCAGGAAUCCAUCAGGCAGCUGCUCUCCACAGAUACCUCCUCUUGAAGUAACUGCAGUUCAACGACCAUCCAAUGUUUUUACGAUGCCCAAGCCUGUACUUGCACAUAUUUUAAUAAAACAUAUUACCCUGGCAAUACCAUCUAUAACACAACAGAUGGGCAUGGUAACUGCUUCAUAGCAGUGUGUGGGACAAAUGGUACCAUUGACAAGGGGUCAUAUUUAUGCCCAGUACCAACACCAACAACACCUAUGCCCAUUGUAAGCACAUCUACAGCAAGCCAGUCUUCAGCCACCUUUGUUUUUACAACCACACCAGAGCCCCAUACAGUUACAGUCCCAUGCGAUCCCUGUGAAUGGUCCCCAUGGUAUGAUACUAGCUUCCCAACUCUUGGAACUCUAGGAGGAGACAGUGAAACUUAUGACAAGAUUAGAGAGGCAGGGCACAAGAUAUGUGCCAAGCCAAGCGAGAUCCAAUGCAGAGCUGAGAAAUUCCCAAAUGUCUCCAUUGACAGUGUUGGAAAAGUGGUACAAUGUGAUCUGGCUAAGGGGCUCACAUGCAGAAAUGAAGACCAGUCGG
Molecule: messenger RNA, 4095 nt
Organism: Gymnodraco acuticeps
Lineage: Eukaryota; Metazoa; Chordata; Actinopteri; Perciformes; Bathydraconidae
Product: mucin-5AC-like
Exons: 29
Coding region: 22-3696 (1224 amino acids)
Cellular component (GO): extracellular matrix
Molecular function (GO): protein binding
Source: RefSeq, a predicted model, not a curated record